This is a messenger RNA of Peromyscus eremicus (cactus mouse), 2038 nucleotides long. RefSeq names its product FAM3 metabolism regulating signaling molecule A (gene Fam3a). The record is from RefSeq and is a predicted model, not a curated record. Bases 557 to 1249 code for a protein of 230 amino acids. The transcript is spliced from 9 exons. Lineage: Eukaryota; Metazoa; Chordata; Mammalia; Rodentia; Cricetidae.
UGAGGACCCACAGCGCAGUCUAUGGGCCUAUGGCGGAGCGACGCCUAUGGGCUGUGGCCCUCCUUUGGCCGCCAUUGUCGUGCCUGCCAAGCUUCACUACGUGACUAGUCUGCUUCACCUCGCCGGCAGAGCGAGACCACUGGGAAACUCCCUGAUCCGAUCUGCGUCUCCCUACAUCCAGGCAACGUCCUUGGCCCGCCGGGUCUCUGCCACCAGCCUCGGGAGGACCGACCAGAGCGCCGGGCCUAGCACGGGAGGGACCCAGGUCGGGGGAGAACAACUGCUACGUUCCAGUCCUGGAUGCUUUUGUUAGCCAGACUGUGAGCCGCGACGGGUUCCCAAGGCCCUGCUGGCCAGGCACUGCGUCUCCCAGCGCUCAUGAGGAACUGAGCCUGGUCUGGUGUCUGGAGGAACAAGUUGUAGCACCGAUCGCGCCCAGCACAGACUUGCCCCUGCCCCACCACCCAAACCUACUCUCUUGCUUCAUUCCUCCCAGAGCCCACGGUCCCCAAACAGUGCACCUGCCGGAGGUCCCAACCCAGCGGGAGACGUGGACAUGAGGUUGGCAGGCCCCCUGCGAAUCGUGGCCCUAAUCAUCACUAUGGGUCUCACCUGGAUCCUAGUCACCAUCCUCCUGGGUGGUCCUGGUGGUGGCCUUCCUCGAAUUCAGCAAUUCUUCACCAGCCCAGAGAACUCAGUGACUGCAGAACCAAAGGCCAGGAAGUACAAGUGCGGCCUGCCCCAGCCAUGUCCUGAGGAGCACCUGGCCUUUCGCAUAGUCAGCGGGGCUGCCAAUGUCAUCGGGCCCAAGAUCUGCCUCGAGGACAAGAUGCUCAUGAGCAGCGUCAAGGACAAUGUGGGCCGUGGGCUGAACAUCGCCCUGGUGAAUGGGGUCAGUGGUGAGCUCCUGGAAGCUAGAGCCUUUGACAUGUGGGCUGGAGAUGUCAAUGAUCUCUUGAAGUUCAUCCGACCACUGCAUGAAGGUACCCUAGUGUUUGUGGCAUCCUAUGAUGAUCCAGCUACCAAGAUGAAUGAAGAGACCAGGAAGCUUUUUUCUGAACUGGGCAGCAGGAACGCCAAGGAGCUAGCCUUCCGUGACAGCUGGGUGUUUGUGGGAGCCAAGGGUGUGCAAAACAAGAGCCCCUUUGAGCAGCAUGUGAAGAACAGUAAACACACCAACAAGUAUGAGGGCUGGCCAGAGGCCCUGGAGAUGGAAGGCUGUAUCCCUCGAAGGAGCAUGGCGGGCUAGCACAGCAGAGCUCUGGGACCAGACUGAAGGAGGCAGCAUGGCACCAGUGUAGGGUGGAGGCCUUGCCCCAUGCCCAACCAUGAGGCUUCCCUGCCUGAACAUAUCAGGGCUUGAAAGUAGCCUCAAGUUGAUGAGGGCUGCAGGGCUGGCCCAUUUCACUUUGUCAUGGAGUUUAGGUAGCUGUGUUUUCCUAAAGCUGAUCCCACAGUCAGUUCCACCCAGCCCCUUCCUCUGCCCCUCCUGUGUCAUCUUAUAUUUCUUGAGUGCCCCCAGAGGCAAGGAUCUUCAGUGCUUGCUCCUUUCACUGGAGCAGCCAGUAGAUAGGUUGGGACAUCUUCCAGAACCUCUCCCUCCCAGAGGCACUGCACUGCCAUCCAACUAUGUUUUUAGUGUGAUUCUUUGAUUUUUUUUUUUUUUGGUUUUUUGAGACAGGGUUUCUCUGUAGCUAUGGAGCCUAUCCUGGACUAGCUCUGUAGACCAGGCUGGCCUUGAACUCACAGAGAUCCACGUGCCUCUGCCUCCCGAGUGCUGGGAUUAAAGGUGUGCGCCACCAUUGCCCAGCAGUGUGAUCUUUUUUAAGUAAGCCAUAUCAGAGCUUAAUCAGAUCACUUCUGCAAAACUGAAUGGAAGACUGGCCUUUGGUGCCCAAGUAGCUGGAAUCCAAUCAAAGUUCCUCACCAAAUAUAUGGCAUUAUGCAGUUUGUCAGAAGGCUCACCUUCUAAAAUGACCUGUUUGUUAAUAAACUAAUCAAUUGAAGUGGAAUAAAAUGCAUUCAGAUGUUGUCCUCA